AGCCCUGCACAGAUUUCUUUGAAUCGCUGGUUUCCUCCCAGAGACUCUUGACACUCUGCCAACAAAACAGGGCGUAGCUCAUUAAUUUUAUUUUUUUUCCUUCUUCUCUUUAAAGGCAGUCUGAUUCAUAGUAACUCCUUUAAAACAGAGUGGAAAGACACCACCCUCCCACACCACCGGAGGAAACUUAAACCAGCACCAGGUCACUCCCCUUCACUCCAGCUCUGUGCUCCAGGACGUCGGCACUGCAGCCCGGCACGCUCCUUCUUCCAGAGGUGCAGCCCCAGCCCCAGCCCACACGAGCUCUCUGUAUCAGUGACUCCACCUAGAAGAGACCCAAGAUGUUGGUGCUACUGGCUGGUAUCUUUGUGGUUCACAUUGCCACUGUCAUCAUGCUCUUCGUCUCCACCAUUGCCAACGUUUGGAUGGUGGGUUCUUCCAACUAUGGAACAAUCUCAACAGGACUCUGGCUGCUGUGCAACAAUACCUGCUCUCAGCUGCCAGUUAGCAGUCAAGAUGAGGCUUCCCUCAAGGCCGUGCAAGCCUUUAUGAUCCUCUCGAUCAUUUUCUCCGUUGUGGCGCUCGUCCUGUUCAUUAUCCAGCUGUUCACCCUGGAAAAAGGCAAACGUUUCUACAUGACUGGAGCUGUCAUGCUGGUUUGCUGGAUGUGCAUUCUGAUUGCAGUCUCCAUUUACACAGCUCGGUUCACAGACGCGGUGGCGUACUCCACAAAUCCUCACCAUGGCUAUUGCUUCAUAUUGGCCUGGAUCUGCUUUUGCUUCAGUUUCAUCAUCGGCAUCCUCUACCUUGUUCUUAGAAAAAAAUAAGGUUGAUGGGUGUCCAGGGGAGAGGGUUGGCUACUGGGAGUGGGGAAGAAUUACUCUGCUGAGAGAACUGUUGGGCCAAUAGACAAAAACACCCACCAUCAUCACCACUGCCAUCACAGAAAAAUCACUAACAAAGCUAGAAUCCUCAGAAACUCCUUCACCAAAGAGAGGGAGAAACAACUCCUACUGAUCUAGCACUUCUGGGACUAGAAAUCUGCAAGUGACCCAGACAGCUCUUCUCCUUUUCUGCAAAGUUGUGCCAUACCUUCACAAAGCUUCAGGCUCAGCAGUGAUGAUUAAAGGGCACCACAAAAACAAGGGCUAUAUCUUUUUCCCUUCCUAGAGCCCUUCUCACUUACAUUGGAGUGUGCCUUGUGGGUUGGGCAGUGAGGAUUAUGAUCCCUUUAUUUAUCCAUUGAUACAAAUGGGAUGGGCCUUUUGUUACAUUUAUAUAUAUAUAUAUAUAUAUAUAUAUGCACAUAAGUGAACGUUAAAGACAUUAAAUCGAUAAAAUAGUAGAAAUUGGAUUAAUUUUGUAUUAAAAUAUCUACAAAAUUACAACAAUACAACAGCAAUUUUUUUUGCUGUUCUGUUUUCUAUUUGAUAUUCCCAUGACUGAAUAAGAUACAAGUAGGAAUGGCAAAUAUACAGUCAUGGAUGAUGGAGGGAGCGAGAGAGACAGAGAGA
Sturnus vulgaris (Common starling) is the source of this 1514-nucleotide messenger RNA. RefSeq names its product epithelial membrane protein 1 (gene EMP1). NCBI's taxonomy places the organism in Eukaryota, Metazoa, Chordata, Aves, Passeriformes, Sturnidae. Gene Ontology annotation, cellular component: plasma membrane. The record is from RefSeq and is a predicted model, not a curated record.